This is a messenger RNA of Bactrocera neohumeralis, 2120 nucleotides long. It is a transcript of the gene PRL-1, whose product is annotated as PRL-1 phosphatase. Gene Ontology annotation, cellular component: nucleus. The coding region runs from base 35 to 562 and encodes 175 amino acids. Gene Ontology annotation, biological process: protein dephosphorylation. Lineage: Eukaryota; Metazoa; Arthropoda; Insecta; Diptera; Tephritidae. The record is from RefSeq and is a predicted model, not a curated record. Gene Ontology annotation, molecular function: protein tyrosine phosphatase activity. The transcript is spliced from 4 exons.
UAAAUUUUGUUAUUUGUGUUAAAGUUGUAAAUUAAUGAGCAACAUGCGUCAAAAGGAUUUGCGCCCAGCACCAGCUCUUAUCGAGUUUAAGGGCAUGAAGUUCCUAAUCACCGAUCGGCCAUCAGAUGUCACCAUCCAUCAUUAUAUAACGGAGCUCAAGAAGAACAACGUGAGCACUGUGGUGCGCGUCUGUGAGCCCAGCUAUAAUACGGACGAGCUCGAAGCUCAGGGCAUUACAGUUAAGGAUUUAGCAUUCGAAGAUGGCACUUUUCCGCCACCACAAGUUGUUGAUGAAUGGUUCGAGAUUUUGAAGCAAAAGUAUCAACAAAAUCCGGAAGCUUGCGUUGCUGUACAUUGUGUUGCCGGUUUGGGACGUGCACCGGUUUUGGUCGCAUUGGCGCUGAUUGAGUUGGGACUUAAAUAUGAGGCAGCUGUAGAGAUGAUAAGAGAUAAACGACGAGGCGCCAUCAAUGCCAAACAAUUGUCAUUCUUGGAACGGUAUAAGCCCAAGGCAAGGCUAAAGCACAAAAAUGGCCACAAGAAUUCAUGUUGCGUGCAAUAGAUUUUCCAAAACCAUAUAAAUUCCCACCAGAUGAAAAGUGUUCAUUUUUAAAGAAGAAAAACAAAAACAAAACAUAAAACAAACAGAAGUUUAAAAAGAAAACCAAUAAAUGUGAAAUAUGCUACAUUAAUUAAAGCAGCAAGCAGCAGCAGCAGUAGCAACUACAACAACAAUAGUAACAACGCAAUACAACUACAACAACAACAAAACAGCAAUAAAUAAUGAGAAAAUGCCAGCAAGUGCAUGAACACUGAAAGGCAAACGCAGUCAGCGUAAUAACAACAACAACAACAGCAACAAUAACAACGAGGCAAACAACAAGCAGUGCAUUGGAACACACUCGUCAGCUUUUGCAGGCAGCGCAAACACAAUCAAUCAAUUAGACACAAAUAUAAAUAUGUGAAACUGACAGCAGACCAUUAAACACCAGCAAACAACAGCAACAGCAACAACAACAAAAAACACCAACAACGUUCGGUCGCCGCUUCUAAACUUUCUACUGACACUAGCAACUGUAAUAUACAUAUGUAAACCUGCCGCUUGGCGCUUUUCUCUACUUUCUCACAACAUUUACGGCGCGUGGCAGCGUGUGUGGCGCUUUCUAUAUGUGUGCGCGUUAGCAUAUUCUUUAUUGUACUUCCAAAAAACAAAAACACACACGCACACCGCGUCACUUGCGGCCACGCGCAUGUAAACUACAACAACAACAACAAUAGCAAUAGCAACUCAACACUUGAACUCUGACAAUGAACGCCAACACUUUUUUGACUUUAAAGUUCACUUUUUAUUUGAUGAUGAUUAUAUUAUAUAAUGAUGUUCUAACAAGUAUGAAGCAGAAAGAUAUUUGAAUUUUAUUUUUGUUUUUUUUUUUUUGUAUUAAAGUUAAGGCAUAUAAAAGUAAAGUUUAAAAAAAUAUAAAUUAAAAAAAUAUUAAAAUUAAAAAAAAGAUGAAAAAUGAAAAAUGUUUUUUGUAAGUGCAACCAACAGUAACACAGAGCUAGUAAACUGAGAAUGUAAAGACGCAAAACGAAAACAAUUUAAUUAUUAGUUUUAAUGUUAAAUAAAGCAGAAGAAGAAGCAGCAGCAGCAGAAAGUAAAUAAUAUUUAUAUACUUACUAACAAAAUACAAUGCGUAGUUUUGUUUUUGUUUUCGUUUCCUUCGUUUUUUUUUAAUUUUUUUUUCGUUUUUGCUUAAAUUAAUAUUCUUUACAAAACUUUCUUUCAUUUUUUUUUGUUUUCGUAUUCAAUUAGUGUGUACGUACUCAUGUAUUUGUACUUAUAUAAAACAAUUGUAAGCAUUAUGCAUAUGUGCAACAAUAAAAAAUACAAACAAAACACAUUAUAAUAAUAUUACUAAAUAAAAUUAAAACAAAAAAAAAAUGCAAGCAAAUUUGUAAUGAAAUGUAAGGAAAAUCGAUUAUGUAUGAUAUGCGCAACAAUAAACAAGUAGAAAUCGCUAAAAUUGUUAAGUAAACAUAAAGAAACAAACAGAAAAAAAAACAACAAUCAAAGCAAGCAUUGUUCUAAAAAAAAAAAUAUAAAAAUUAUAAAAAAUCAA